Mustela lutreola (European mink) is the source of this 828-nucleotide messenger RNA. RefSeq names its product proteasome 20S subunit beta 9 (gene PSMB9). Gene Ontology annotation, molecular function: threonine-type endopeptidase activity. The transcript is spliced from 6 exons. Lineage: Eukaryota; Metazoa; Chordata; Mammalia; Carnivora; Mustelidae. The record is from RefSeq and is a predicted model, not a curated record. Bases 146 to 775 code for a protein of 209 amino acids. Gene Ontology annotation, cellular component: proteasome core complex.
CAAGUAGGUUAGCGCCGGGCGCGAGGCCUCACAGAGCGGACCCGGGCGCCCCCUGGCGGGCGUGGGGAAGGCGCGGGGCUGGAGGCGUGCGCUGCCUGCCGUCCCACGUCGGAGAGCAGUGCCCCAGGCUGCAAGCGGCACCGAGAUGUUGCGCGGCGGCCAAGUCCGCACUGGGACAACCAUCAUGGCAGUGGAGUUUGACGGAGGUGUUGUGGUGGGUUCUGAUUCCCGAGUGUCUGCAGGAGAGGCGGUGGUAAACCGAGUGUUUGACAAGCUGUCCCCGCUGCACCAACACAUCUUCUGUGCACUCUCUGGCUCAGCUGCUGAUGCCCAAGCCAUGGUUGACAUGGCCGCCUACCAACUGGAACUCCACGGGUUGGAACUGGAAGAACCUCCUCUUGUUCUCGCUGCUGCCAACGUGGUGAGGAAUAUCAGUUAUAAGUAUCGGGAGGACCUGUCUGCACAUCUCAUAGUAGCCGGCUGGGACCGACGGGACGGGGGCCAGGUGUAUGGAACCCUGGGAGGAAUGCUGACUCGGCAGCCCUUCACCAUCGGCGGCUCUGGGAGCACCUAUAUCUAUGGUUAUGUGGAUGCAGCGUAUAAACCAGGCAUGUCGGCUGAGGAGUGCAGGAGCUUCACCACGAAUGCUAUCGCUCUGGCCAUGAACCGGGAUGGCUCUAGUGGGGGCGUCAUCUACCUGGUCACUAUUACAGCUGCUGGUGUGGACCAUCAAGUAAUCUUGGGUGAUGAGCUGCCGAAAUUCUAUGACGAGUGAAUCUUCCUCAGACCUCCCUUCGUCAUUUUGUAAUAAACUCUUUCAGACCAGAA